Messenger RNA from Loa loa (African eye worm), 530 nucleotides. RefSeq names its product KE2 family protein. NCBI's taxonomy places the organism in Eukaryota, Metazoa, Nematoda, Chromadorea, Rhabditida, Onchocercidae. The record is from RefSeq and is a predicted model, not a curated record. The coding region runs from base 20 to 469 and encodes 149 amino acids. The transcript has 3 exons. Gene Ontology annotation, molecular function: protein folding chaperone. Gene Ontology annotation, cellular component: cytoplasm; prefoldin complex. Gene Ontology annotation, biological process: protein folding.
AUUUUCAGUAGUUUUUACUAUGUCAUAUGAAGUGUCAACGGGACCUAAGGAUACUAAUGACAAAAGUUUACCGAUGAAGGACGAAGAUAAGUGUUCGGAAGACAAAAACGCGAUAAUUGCUGGUUUACAGCAACUACGUGAGCAACAAAAAAAUAUCGUGAUGGAGUUGACGCGAGUAGAAGAUGAUAAACGCGAGCAUGAACGUGUCUUGCAAGUGCUAAAAAAGAUGGAAGGUGAUAGAAAAUGUUUUCGAAUGGUGGGCACGACAUUAGUGCAGCAUGAAAUUAGAACUGUUUUACCUAUAUUGGAAUCAACAUUGCAAAAUCUGGAUGCAUUAGUUGAAUCAAUGAAAGAUAAUUUGAUAGAAAAAGGGAAAGAAAUGCAAGAAUAUACGGACAAGCAUAAAAUUCGUUAUGUCAGUGAAAAAGAAUUGAGGGAGGAAUCUGAACGUAGAAUGAUGAAGAAAUGAUAAUGAAUGAAGCUUUCAUCAUAGUGCCAAUUUUUCAUAUUAUUUGGAAUAUAUUUUUAUG